AUGUAUCUGAAUUUGGCACCUAUCUUUCAAAAGGACCUCACUUCCUUCCUACUUCCUAGUAAGGAUUUUUAUUCUGGAAUUACUAGCAUUAAUGAACUAGAAAUAACAUUCAUUUCUACCCAGGAGAACUUCGACAAGCGUUUCUCCGACGCCUGGCGAAGGGUGUUGGUGCCCGAAAGCUUUGCAAGUCGAGAAUUAUUUUUUGUUGCAAAAAAGUCUCCGACCACACACACGAGAUGCCAGGCUCAUGGGGAAAUCCAUGACUUAUUCAAAGAUUAUGAAAUAAAGUAUUGUUAUGUGGACAAAAAUAAAAGAACAGCUUUUGUUACUCUGCUAAAUGGAGAACAGGCCCAAAAUGCAAUUCAGAAAUUUCACCAACACUGUCUUCGUGGUAAAGAAAUAUCAGUGCAGCUGCAACCAACAGAUGCUUUGCUUUGCAUUACCAAUUUGCCCACCUCAUUUACGUUACAAGAAUUUGAUGAACUGGUGCGUACAUAUGGCAAUGUCGAGAGAUGUUUUCUGGUCUAUAAUGAAGUUACUGGCCAUUCAAAGGGUUACGGGUUUGUGGAAUACAUGAAAAAGGACUCUGCUGCAAAGGCUAGACUGGAACUUCUGGGAAAACAGUUAGAUGAAAACACCCUCUUUGCGCAGUGGAUGGAUGUUAAUCAGUUGACCAUGGAUCUUCUUCAUUCUAAGUGCCUUUGUGUUGAUAAACUCCCUAAAGACUAUGCUGAUUCAGAGGAACUGAUGCAAGCUUUCUCACUGAAAUAUAAACCUGUGUUCUGCCAGUUUGCUCAGAAUGAAGACAGUUAUAUUGGUGGCUUUGCAGUAAUUGAGUAUGAGACUUCAGAGCAGACGGAGAAAGUGCGAGAAGCCACAGAUGGUAUGAUUAUCAAAGGAAAGAGAGCCCAGGUUUCAUACUGUGCUCCUGGGGCACCAGGGCGAAGCACACUAGCAGCACUUAUUGCAGCCCAAAGGAUGAUGAGAAACAAUAGGAAAGGAUUGCUUCCAGAGCCAAACGCAGUCCAGAUUAUGAAAAGUUUAAAUAACCCGGCCAUGCUACAGAUACUUUUGCAGCCCCAGUUGCGUGGAUGUGCUGGUAAACCUGUUCUUGGAGCUUCUGCUGGUUUCCCUCAUCUUGUAAAUACAGCAGUCAGCCCAGUUUUGAAUCUGAAUCAAGUUCACCAGAACUCAGUUUUGGGGAACACACCUACAUUACUACUGCAGAAUCCUUCCCAUUUACAACUGUCACGGCGGCAGCUAAUGAAGAUUGAGAAUCUUCAAACUAACAGUAAACCUGGUUUACUUGGAGAGCCUCCAACAAUGUUACUUCAGACUGUAUUGGGAAUAGGGCCAACACCAUCAAUGAGUGCAGGCAUGGGAAACCGUGGAGAAGCUCAUACAUCAUCCAGUCUGACUCCAACUGCAGCAGCAGUAGGGAUGGGCAUGUUUCCAUUCUUUCCAAAUCAGCACAUUAUUGGACAAGCUAUACCAUGGCAAAACAACACUCAGGAUAAACAAUCAACUACAGCGGGACUGUCAGAAGGAGCUGUCUCGGGGUCUCAGGCUUAUCUGCAGAGCUUAACAAAUCUCACUGCUGGAGACUUGCAGAGAGGACCCCCCAAACAGCAAAGUCAGCUAAAAAGCACUGAUACAGCUGCAGGGAUUUCCUCAAAAAAACAGACCUCGCUGCUGGGGGAUCCACCAAAAGAAAUCCGGCUUAGUACCAAUCCCUACUUGAAUUUGGCAAGUGUGUUGCCUGGUAUGUGUCUUUCAGCAAUUGCCAGUAAAGCCCCUAAUGCUCAACAGCAGACUGGACUUUCAAGCCAUGUGCUAGAUGCUGGUGUCUCUCAGGGAAAUAUAUCACAACAUGCAACAGAAAAUUAUUUGAAUUGCUCUCAGCAGCAGGGGGAUUAUCCGCAGGAGGCUCUCCAACAGUGGUACCAGCACUGUGCUCAAACAUACAGUGCUUCCCAAGUAAGAGUAGGGGAUUUUGAAAAUGAAGCUUCUGAGGAAUCUGCUGGCGGGCAACACCCAGACUACAAUACCUACUUGCAUGUCAUGCCUUCCUGUUACACUGGAGCCCAGGGAUCAUAUCAGCCAGGCAGCUUGCCAGGCUCACAAAGUCCAUUAAACAAGGUGGCACCAGUUAGAAGUGAAAAGCGAGGCUCUUCGUACCUCAUUUCUUCCCCAGAUGCUGGGCCAGUGGAAUACAUUGACCAGCAUGCUCAGGACAAUACAGUACAUCAUGCAGAAUCCUAUCUUAAAAAGAAACGUGUUUAUUGAUAUCCAGUCAACAGAUCCUGCCUUAAAGGGAAAAGGCAAUCUUUUCUUACCUGUGCUCUUUAUUGCUGCCUUAACUUCACGCACACCAUCCAUAUAUAUGAGUUACAGACACUCAAAAGAAACAAUACUGUACAGCAGGCAAAUUUGCCAAAUCAACUAUUAUGUAGCAAUAAAAAGACAUUUACUUAGAUAUUCUUCACUAGUGUCACCUGCCUUGCUAAAUACGGUAGUGGUGUUUCCAUUACUACUUUUGUCUUAUUGUACAUUGCUGAAAUUAAUAAUCAUCUUCAGCCUGUAAAGGAAUUAAAUUUGGUAGGUUUUGGUGUGAGUCAAAACCAAUAAGAAUAGUGGUGUGGGAGAAGUCUUGAUCCUUAGACGAGGAAGUUGAGAUGAAUGAGUUUUAGUAAUCAUUUCACUAAAAUUCUGAGGUUUAUCCAUUCCAGGGUUUACCCUUCUGCACUUAAAGCUUUUAUGUUUUUUGGUAACCUUACACUUUGAAUGGAGGCAUAGCUACUUUUCCUGAAAAAUCCUGGAUUCCAUGGUAAAAAUGUUCUGUUAAAACUAACACACUGUUGUGUGCCUAGGAGCCUUGCAAUAUCAAAUCAGAUUUGAACAGAAUUUAUACAAAGUAUGUACUCUUGGUCACUUCCUGGAUAAAAAAUCACCUGUCAUUUUUCCUAUGCAAGAUACUGCUUGUAAGGGGACAUUUUCCUCCCUGUGAUUGUAAAAUCUAUCUGAAAUACUAGGUCCUACUAGCCUAGUGACACCUGGGGUGUUGUAAGACCCUUUUAAGAGUGGCAUAGGGUGCACAGAGCUUGUUCCUGCCCAGCACGCUGUGAGAGCAGGUAAGCACUGUAAUUUGAGAGAUGGGGAGCCAUUUAGUUCACCAAAAUUAUGGAGAGGUGCCUUGAGUCUGAAAAGGUUGAGUACCACUGUGCUACACAUUGGAUCUAGCUUUGCGAGUGAGCAGCCUCCCAAAAACUAAAAGGCAAGAAGCAAUUUGGUGUUGCCACAACAAUAAGACAACAGAAGUCCCUGUUCCCCCGAGCACUACCAGGAGUGGCUAGAAAUAAUGGUCACAAGCUGGCAGAGGGUAGAUUCAGACUAGACAUCAGGAGGCACUACUUCACAGUCAGGGCGGCUAGGA
Messenger RNA from Alligator sinensis (Chinese alligator), 3433 nucleotides. It is a transcript of the gene RAVER2, whose product is annotated as ribonucleoprotein, PTB binding 2. Gene Ontology annotation, molecular function: mRNA binding. Bases 1 to 2286 code for a protein of 761 amino acids. The transcript is spliced from 15 exons. Gene Ontology annotation, cellular component: cytosol. The record is from RefSeq and is a predicted model, not a curated record. NCBI's taxonomy places the organism in Eukaryota, Metazoa, Chordata, Crocodylia, Alligatoridae.